AUGGGGAUUCUGGUUUACUACCUGAACUACCUGACUUACUACCUGAACUACCUGACUUACUACCUGAACUACCUGACUUACUACCUGACUUACUACCUGAACUACCUGAACUACCUGACUUACUACCUGAACUACCUGAACUACCUGACUUACUACCUGAACUACCUGACUUACUACCUGAACUACCUGACAUACUACCUGACUUACUCCCUGACUUACUACCUGAACUACCUGAACUACCUGACUUACUACCUGAACUACCUGACUUACUACCUGAACUGCAUGACUUACUACCUGAACUGCCUGACUUACUACCUGAUUUACUACCUGACUUACUACCUGACUUACUACCUUAACUACCUGACUUACUACCUGAACUGCAUGACUUACUACCUGACUUCUACGGUUGGAUUCUAA
This is a messenger RNA of Oncorhynchus mykiss (rainbow trout), 417 nucleotides long. NCBI's taxonomy places the organism in Eukaryota, Metazoa, Chordata, Actinopteri, Salmoniformes, Salmonidae. The record is from RefSeq and is a predicted model, not a curated record.